Molecule: messenger RNA, 2133 nt
Organism: Emericellopsis atlantica
Lineage: Eukaryota; Fungi; Ascomycota; Sordariomycetes; Hypocreales; Bionectriaceae
Exons: 8
Coding region: 109-1791 (560 amino acids)
Biological process (GO): carnitine biosynthetic process
Cellular component (GO): mitochondrion
Molecular function (GO): trimethyllysine dioxygenase activity; iron ion binding
Source: RefSeq, a predicted model, not a curated record
GGCCUUUGACUUGGCUAUAUGGCAAUUAUUCGACUUGGCAGGUGCCUUUUGUGUCAAUUGGCUUAAAUUGGGCUUUGGCUGUCAACCGAGGUAAGACACCAACGUUCAAUGACUUGCAAGCUGUGCUUGUGUGCAAUGAUACAACGUGAGUAUUGUAAGGCGGGAAACUCAGAAUCAAGCAACGAACUGAGCCUGAAACAACUAAUCUUCAUAUUUUAUGUAACUCUGACUGAGGCUCUUCAAUUACUCCGUACAUCGUCCUCGGUAUACGCGACCUUGGCCGUCACGUGCCCCCGCACAGUAUACCAAGGCAUCGGCUCCCGGCUGGCUCCGCACUUCGACAUUAAUCUGUCUUGCGAUCUUCCAGGUAUAUUGACUGUGAUCUUCAGUCGUCAAGUCCCCCGCCGGAAUUCCAGCAGUAUGAGCGCUUUGCGAUGUGCUAGGUCGGGGUUGAGGGCUACUUUUGGAGGAGGCCGAUUUAGUUGUUCUAAGCCUGUUUGGAAAUUCCCACAGAGGCGAAGCUUUUGUGUCACUCCCUGGCAGCAAUUAAGGACGACAGGAGUUGCGAGUGCGCAAUCGAGAGAUGCCUCUUUCCAGACCGCAGAUGAUACGGUCGAUCUGUUGAAGUCGCCCUCUCUGUGGCUUCGUGACAACUGCCAAUGCAGCCAAUGUGUGAACCAGGACACGCUGCAGAGAAACUUUGAUACUUUCAAGAUAGACGCGAAGAACCUCGAGGUCACGAGCUCUCAGUACGCUGACGGUGCACUUGCUGUCAAUUGGUCGGACGGACACAAGUCUCAUUAUCCGGCGUGGUGGGUUAAGAAGGCAAAGCAAAGCCUGACUCCUCGAACUGCUCCGCCAUCAGUAUGGGAUACAGUCGAGCUAUGGAACCAUGAGCAGGCGGCAGGCUACCGCAAGAAGCAAGAGGUGCCUUACGACCCUUCUUCCAGCAGUGAUUGCCUCCGCGAGGCGACGGCUCGCUUGAAUCGAUAUGGGUACUGCUUCAUCACCGGCGUGCCAGCGGCUCCCGAGCCCACCGAGGCGUCGUUGGAGCAGUUCGGACCUAUCCGUAAUACUCACUACGGAGGCUUCUACGACUUCACGCCCGAUCUCGCAAAGGCCGACACAGCAUACACGAACAUUGCGCUGCCACCCCAUACAGACACAACCUACUUUACCGAGCCGGCCGGCCUUCAGUCCUUCCACAUGCUGUCGCAUGAAGGACCCCGAGACGCUGACGGUGACCUGGGCGGGAGUUCGAUCCUUGUUGACGGGUUCGCAGCCGCCUCGAAAUUGUAUCACGAGCAUCGUGAUGCUUUCGACUGCCUCAGCAAAGUCCCUAUCCCGUGGCACGCCAGUGGUAACCAAGGUGUGACAAUCACGCCUGCAAUGCGUGCGCCCGUCAUAGAAUUCGUCCAAAGCGGUUAUGGUGAUGACCUCCUGAGGAUCAGAUGGAACAACGACGACCGUGGUGUGGUGCCGAUAGAGGAGUCUGAUGAAUGGUAUGCAGCAGCGCGCAUCUGGGACUCCAUUUUGAAAGACAAGGAGAUGCAAUAUCACUUUCAGCUUGAGCCCGGAACCGUCCUGAUUUUCGAUAACUGGCGCGUUCUCCAUGGCAGAACAGCGUUCGAGGGCAUCAGGAGGAUGUCUGGUGCCUACAUAAAUCGCGACGACUACUUCUCGACCAAGAUCAACUCGCAGCUGACGCGGGAUGAGGUCCAGUCUUGGAGUCUGUUCCAGGACCGCAACAACCUGGUGGAGUCGUCAAAGCGCAUUAUCUCCAGGACGUGAUCAAGCUGGCUUCGUGCUGCUUCUGCGGCGAGCAGGACGUCUGAGCACUUCGCAGGGCGGCCCGGACGGACCGACAUGAACAAGCGAAUGCAACCCAGCCGAGGUAUGCCUUCAGUUCAUGCGCGGGGGAUGCAACGUCUACGCUCGACUACAAGUGCCUCUGGCGGACAGCAACCGCAGGGGAGAUGUUUGAGGCUGCGAGUCACUAUAGUCAGUGGGGCUUUGCGCACUUGGCGCGCGACAAGUACGGCAUAGUGAAAAGGGCAUGGACACUUGUACGUACAACGAACGAGGCUAGUCUCCCGCAAAUUGAGAAGCGAUUUAAAGCGCGCCUGUUACGUG